Xyrichtys novacula (pearly razorfish) is the source of this 15533-nucleotide messenger RNA. NCBI's taxonomy places the organism in Eukaryota, Metazoa, Chordata, Actinopteri, Labriformes, Labridae. The record is from the annotation of a GenBank genome assembly.
UAUCACCCUGGAGAGCUCCCGUCCACAUGAAUGCGUAGAGCGCCACGGCGCCGCGGAGACUCUCGGUUCUGAAGCUUCCUCCAAACAUCAGAAUUUAUCUGAACCUCAUUGGAUUGAUCGGAGAAUCUUUAAUCAAUGGAUUGGCAAUCAAAAGGUUUGGUCAUUUCAUCGCUCCAGGAGGGCUAAAGGCUAAGAGAGAGCGCGCGUGUGAGAGAAAGGAGCGAGAGGGACAGACAGGGGGUGAGGGUGGGGAGGGUGGGACAGGGGAGCAUUUAUCCUUUCAGCUAUGGAGCUCACCAUGGAGAAUCUGCACAGCGUCUCCUCGCACUCCCAGGCGGGAGACCUCAUGAGCUCUCCGCACGCGCGGCCGUCGCCUUCCCCGAGCUCCACUCCUCGGAAUUUGGUCUCGCACGCUCCAGGCGCACGGUCAGCCAUGGUGUCCGGCAUGGCCUCGCUCCUGGAUGGUUCCAGUGGAGACUACCGGACUGACCCGUCUGCACUGUCUGGACACCUGCACCCCUCCAUCAGCAUGUGCGAGACCGGGAUGAGCCUUAGCAACACAUACACCACGCUGACCCCUCUGCAGCAUCUACCUCCCAUAUCCACCGUCUCGGAUAAGUUCCACCACCCACACUCACACCACCACGCUGCCGCCCAUCAGCGACUCUCCGCCGGGAAUGUCAGCGGCAGCUUCACGCUGAUGCGGGAUGACCACCGGGGGCUCGCCUCCAUGGGCAACCUGUACAGCCACUACCCCAAAGAGAUGUCUGUGUCCGGGAUGGGUCAUGGCUCACUCUCGCCUCUGUCCGGCGGACUGGGCUCUUUGCACAACUCCCAGCAACCGCUCUCAGCCUACGGCCCCAGCGCUCACCUCUCCACCGACGCCAAGAUGCUCUCGCCGGUGUCCGGAUUUGAGUCCCACGCUUCCAUGCUGUCCCGAAGUGACCAAGAGCACCUGGCCAGGAGUUUAGGAGGGCAUGGCCACGGUAUGAUCUCCAACCUUAACGGCAUGCACCACCACCCUCACAGCCACCUCCACUCGCAGGCAAACGGCGCAGUGAUGCUGGGGGACCGGGAGAGGCACGGCCACGGAGCAGGGCAAGGAGUAACAGGGUCAGGUAUCCAAGCGGAGGAAAUCAACACAAAGGAAGUGGCUCAGCGGAUAACAGCAGAGUUAAAGCGGUACUCCAUCCCACAGGCCAUAUUCGCACAGAGAAUCUUGAGUCGGUCGCAGGGAACCCUCUCAGACCUGCUCCGGAACCCCAAACCCUGGAGUAAACUCAAGUCAGGCCGCGAGACCUUCAGGAGGAUGUGGAAGUGGUUGCAGGAGCCCGAGUUCCAGCGGAUGUCUGCUUUACGACUGGCCGGUAAGAAACUGUCCAUUCAGAAUAAUUUUCCACAUGUAAACUGCUCAAUAAGUAGCACAAGCCCGGUCGCCUUUUAAUGAUAUUUUACCCACUUGAAACAGACACACCAAACUUGCGCGGGCCCUAGAUUCAGUACCAGGGACAGCUCUGCAAAAACAAAGCGCGAGGAGCACUAAAAUCACCCGUGUCAUUAUUUCCUGAAACCUGAACCUAGCAACGAUUGUUCAUGGGAAUACGAGCUAAAUCAUUUCGAGCGCUAGAAAACAAAAACAAUGUUGUUGCUUUGUGCGCGUACAUGUGCGUUCGUGAGGCGUGGAAGACUAAAUUCACAGGUCUGUAUUUCUACACACACCAAAUCGCCAUUGAUUCACAAUAAAAACCUGGAAAUAGUUUCCCUCCCUCGGCGCUCUUUUAUUUUUCGCCCUCUCUCUCUCGCUGUGUCCGACCAUAAACACACACACACACACACACACACACACACACACACACACACACACACACACACACACACACACACACACACACACACACAGCGGCGGUUGUGGAGGUGGUGGAGGGGCCACUAGGCCAACUAGUUGCGCGAUAGAAGCGGGGUGACCCCAGGCUGCUUGAUCAAUAGCCAGUUCCCACUCUCUCUUUUAAAUGUGGCACACGGAUCGAUAUUCGUAUUGGAGCUGAAAGACGCAAUAACCGCACGGUCUCUCCGGCAUUACAUCUAAUACUUUAUUAGUAAAAGUUACAUAUUCAGAAACAUCAUGGGCAGGUGUGAUGGCUGGGAGUUAUCACACACUUAACAGUCAGACCAUCAAUUCGAUCAGGUUUAAAAACUUCAAAAACACUAAUGACAUUAUUCAACUCCCUGAGACAUCAUCUGAGACAAGAAAAAACUUAAAAAAAAAAAAAACAUGUUCAUACAUAUAAAACUCCAAAGCUCUAUGCUGGCCCAUAUACUGUAUGAUCCCCAGAUCAAUUUCAAGGCAACCUAUAAGCUGCAUGCACUGUUCUGAUGAAAUAUUGAUUGCAACUGGGAUAGGGAUUGACAGGGACCAGUGUAUGGGAGAAGCACUAUAGACUAUAUAGGGUUUUGAUUGAUACUGAAAAUCACAUGGGAUGAAAAAAAAAACAUAAGGAAAGCUUCUGUUUGUGACAUGAAGAUAGCCAUUAUCGUGUGUUUUAGAAACUCAGGGGGCCCGAAGAUGCCAAUCCUGAAGACUAAAUACACUUGAAUUUAAAGGGGAUAUCAGUAAUACUGUCUUUAGAAGUUUUAUAGUAUCUUCGUGUAAAUUUAAUUUAGGCUUUAAUGUAAAUUAUUUACACCCAAAUGCAUCUUUACUUCAUUUUUGUGAAAGUGUUUAAGCUGUGUAGAUAGAUAGAUAGAUAGAUAGAUAGAUAGAUAGAUAGAUAGAUAGAUAGAUAGAUAGAUAGAUAGAUAGAUAGAUAGAUAGAUGAGGAUUAGUGUCUAAGGCUGUGAGUGUCAUUAAUAGUGUAGCUCUGUCCUCUCAGUGUUUGCCUGGCUUUGCACAUAGGAGAUCAAUAAGGCUGUUUCCCUUCCCCAACCCCCUUCUCUCCCACUCCCUGGCACUCUCCCUCUCUGUUUUCUUUCUCUCUCUACAUCUCUAAAGCAUAUGGCAAUAACAUCACUAAUCUUUCACUGGUUAACCUGGCAACAAGAAGGCAGGAUGUUUGGCUUCAGGAGAUCAGCGCUGCAGAACAAAACAAAACAAAAAAAAAAAUCAUUGAGUGCAGGACGAGGAGGAGACGAAUGGAUGUGAACAAUGCACCCAGCCAUUUUCCACUCUCGCUGCUAUCCUACCAGAUCUAUCUUUUAAUGCCCAUCAAAACUCGCUUCAUGCCAUGAAAGAUUAAUACCAGUCUGCUGCUUCUCAUAUUUUCUAAAGAAUCCAAAUGGAACAAAUUGGGAUGUAAAAAAAAAUCCAGCUUAAGUGCAAAAGCGAGAAAAGCAAAACUGGCAUGUGGAAAAAGAGCUGCAGGAGCUGGGAGAUGCCAUUGAUCGAGCGAGGGGCAAGCAGGUUUGGGCUUUGUGUGAACAGCCAGAUAGAGGCAGGGUAGUGAAAGGAUCAAUACGCACCUUAAUAAUUGAUAAGUAUAAGGAAGACGGAGGGGAAGACAGAGAGAGGCAGAGAGCGGUGGUGGUGUAAGCGCUUGUAACAGCAUCUUCUGUAGGUAAGCAAAGUCAAAUCUGUGGUUAACGGCUGAGGACCACACACACUGCUGUAACACCACAGCAGAGAGGGUGUAAGUGGAUUUCCAAGAACACUGUUUACACCCAAAAACUUCCUGUGAUACAAAAGCAGCACAAGCAGUUAAAUGUAGACUUCCUGCGGUAAAAACUCACAUCAGACACAUGGUUAAGAGGCGAGAGCAGAGGCCAAUCCGAGUGUUUACACCAGGAAAAAUGCAAUAUUUGUGAGUGAAAUUGGGGCAGGGAGGCUGAUGUCUGCACACAAACAUAAAAAGAUGAGAGCUUAAGAGCAUCACAGUCAGACAAAGAGCAUCAGAGCUUCUAUCGAGCCAUAGUAAUGAGUGCUUUCUGCUCAUGUCAGCGAAUCCUCAAAGCAAUCCAAGGUUGUGAUGUCAUUUGAUUUUAAAGGUUGCAAUGCUUUAUGGGGUUUGUAAUGCACCUUUAUAGAGGCAUGCAAGCACAUUUCACCCGGCGUGUGUGUGUGUGCGUGCGUGAGCAUGUGUGUGCAAGUGCUUCUACAUGCACCUGCACAUGUAUGUGUGUGUGUGUGACUGGGUUAUAGAGUGUGUCUGCACUAUACAUUGUUCAGGCUUAUCUGACUCACUCUGAAUCGGUAUUGAUUUCCUCUCUUCUGCUUUCCUCGGCUCUCUCCCUCCUUCCUCCCCUCCUUCUUUCUCUCUCCUGGCUCCAGACCAGCAUCAGCAAAGCAGAUUCUUUGCCUUUCCACUUUUACUUCAUUCCGUCUCUUUGGUCAUCUGUCUAUGUAUCAGACAUAGCUCAUUUUGGAUGAGAUGCUGGCAUUCUGGUGGGAAAUUAGCCAGGAAAAAGCGCCUUGACUUUGAGAACCUAGAGUAAGAAAGGAACAGAGUCAUAAGACUUAAAUACAUGGCAAACACAUGAAAUCUGCAUGUGACGUUUCUGGUUCUCAUAAUCAUCAAGCCACCAUCCAAAAUUAUAUCCAGUAUUUUUUUUACAUUUAACAAAACUACAGGAAGAUAACAGGUCAGGAUGCAGGUUUGGGUGCAAAGUGGACAUCUGUAAUGUGGCAAUGAGGCCUUCAAAGUAAGAUUAAAUACCACGAGGUUGCCUGAUAGAAUAUCCAGUUAAGAUUCACGAUAAAUUCAACAUAAACAUUAAAAGUAAGGUUAACAUUAGUAAAAUGUAGUUCAUUGACUUUCGUAUUAUUUUCUGGGAAGGAAGAUGUAUUACCUGGAAACUGUACAGCUCUAUCUGAGUGGUAAUGUGCAUACAGGUGAGGAAAAUAAAGUGUGUGAGUGGUGUGUGGUGUGUGUGUGUGUGUAUUUAUCAAUAUUUCUUACAGAUCUCCUUCUGUUUUAUGACAAUAGCCUGUAUAGGACACAUUUCAACCUUGCUGUUAUAACGUCCAUUAAUAAGAGUCUAGGACAGUGUUUUUAAACCUCACUUUUUCGUUUUGCUUAAUGUCAGUCUAGCAUCCAUCCAUCUAUCUUGCGUCUUGUAAUUUCUAUUUUAUCAAACAAAAUGUUACUAUCUCUUAUACCUUUUCAAAAUAAAAGCCUGCUUAGAUUUAAAUAUUCUCUCGGAUGAGGAUCUAAAAUACUUAAAUUUGCAGUUUUAUUUAUGAGCAACAACCAAAACUUUCUGAUCAAUAUUUCCAAAGAAAAACAACCACAGUAAAAAGUCCACUUUCCCCACAGUGGUUCGCUUCAACUCACGUGUUUGUUCAUCUCUUGGAAAAGUUGAUCAGAGGCCUCUUCCCCCCUCCAGUUUGAUAAAUAACUUAACGCUGACAUGUUUUGGGGAUCGCAGAACAGGCUACACUGGGUUUUCUUUGGGAAAAAAAGGAGAAAGGCAUUAAAAAACAUUUAAAAGCAGCCUCAGACAGUUUAUAGACUAGUAGCCGAUAUGUGACAGACUGUAAAGCUGCCGAUCACUCGUCUCAACAAGACAACACUGGCUUUGCAUCGACAAAUAAACGAACGUUUCCAAAUAAACCGAUAAAGGUCGAUGAAGAGUAUUUUUAGGGCGAACGGGACGCUUUAGUUUCACCGCUGCUGUGUGUUAAUACUAAUGGCUACUCGGGCGUUUUCUUUACUCCACAGCAAUGAAUAGGCCUAUCAUCUGAUCAAUACAAUCAAUAAGCGUAUUCAUCUGAGAGGUGUGACAGAGAGUGAUUGACGCCAAACUGUUUCUCGCCUGCAGUCGUCCGUCCAGGGCGGGAGAGGGCCCGUCUCACAGGACACAAAGCCCGGUCUCAUCCGUCCGUCCAGCCGUCGAGUAGCAGCAGCACGGUGCGGUUAGUUCACCGUCUGCACCCCCCCACCCCCAUGACCCCCCAUCUCCAUACACAUACACAUACACACAACUACACACACACACACACACACAUGCUAAAUUUAUGUGUAGACCUCCUCAUGUAAAGAAACAACACAUAGGCAACAAACUGAUGUUCUCCUCUUGUUCACAUUGUGUUUUUCUGUCUUUUGAGAAUAUGACCACAUUUCCCUUUUCCAUAAUUUUAAACAUUUUGGUCUUUUAACACUGACCCACAUUAGCUACUCUGCUUUUAUCUGUCUGUCCUUAAGUAAAGAGCAAUAUCUAAGAAUCUCAUCUUCCAGCAAAUUCCCACUCAUGAAUUAGUGGUAUGUAGCCUGAGGUUCAGUGUUUUGACUUUCUGUUUUCGUGACUGGUGUGUUUGAAGAAGAUGUAGUGCCCUGUUUUGAUAGAAGAAAAAGUGUUUUGUUUAUUGAUCUUUUAAAAAAAAACUUUAUAUCCUAUCCUGUCAGCUGAGCAGGGGUGUAUCUAGAUAGUUGGCUGAGGGUGGCAUACUUCCCUUAAAAUUGGCCACCCCAAAAUCCUAAAUAUUUUUUGGCUGUUUUCCAGACCAAUUAAGCUACUAGUUGAAGAACUGAGACGUUAAUGAUAAGAAUUUUUCAAAGGAUUGUAAUUUUGCAACUGUUCCGUAACCUUUCAUAGUAAAAUGUAGCAUCAGACCAAGUGUGAGUUAAGUUUUUAGUCAAGUUGGAGGAAAUUUGAGACUUACUUUUAAACAAAAUAAAAAAAUAGUGUAGCAGUCUUUGGGUGAGUUUUUCCACCCGACAUCAGAUAUGGCACCUAAAAUGCGAUGGUGUCUGAAUGUACAUUGGUCGACAUAUCAAUUUUUAUCCUUACAAGAUAACCCCUCCAAAACCCGAAAGGUUUUCAGUCAAUUAUUAUAAUAUUAAAUAAAAAACAAUAGUACAGUACUAGCAGAGAAGGCAAUGUUAGCCAAAGCUAGUAUAGUAACACUAAUACAUCAAAAUUUUGAAAACAACUUUUUAUCACUUUAGUCUUAUACAUUUUAAUGUAUAACUUUUAAAAACUUGUUUUUAAUGAGAGAAUUGAACUUUGUCAGUGGGCAUGGUACAUGUGGCACAAAAAUCUACAGUAAGCGGAGUGUUUUCUUACGUCCUCAAACAUGCCCUUAAGGAAGUAGACCACAAGUCUAUUAGAAAAGUCUGAGUCUAUUAAGUUGAUUUCUACUCUCACAUAUAACUAAAACAAUAGAAAAGGAUUGUGCACCUACUUCUAUUCCCAUCCACCACCAAAGAGAAGAAAAAACUUCUCACGUGAUAAAGCUGAGCUGAUCUCAAAGAGAGACACAGGCACAACUUAACAAAGUAAGCAAGUUAAUCUCUGGACUAGAAAGAGGGUUAGGAUUAUCAAAGUGGCAUUUUCCUCAUACCUUUAAGACACAUAUGAAGGAAAGGUGCCACUUAAGUCUGUUGAGUGAUCGCUUGUCUCUUCAGAGAAGCCCAUUUGGUAAUGAGGGGACUAAAGAUAGCCUACAACAGUGGUUCUCAUCUCAGGAGACAUUGCUUUAAUGAGCAGCCCCUUCUUUAUCUUCCCUGUGGUCCUCUUCAUUGCUGGGGGGGAAGGGGGGGUCAGAGAAGUCUCAUUUGAAAUGUAUCUAUUGAUUAUUUGAAAUAUGUAUUGACCCGGCCAGGGCCCUGUGUGCUAACUCCUUCAUUGCUUCAUUGGUUGGGACGUGCAGCUGCAAGGCUCUGCAGGCCCCAGAGCUGCUUCGGAGCUGAUUGGAGGAGAACCAGAGUGGUGUUGGCAUUGUAAAAUGGCCGGUAGCACGAGUUGUUGGAAAACAGGCAUUACAUAUUAAAUUAUCACUAUAUUAGCACUAGCAUUCAGUCAUUACAUUAGGGAGUAUUGAGUUUGGUUCGAGACAGCACUUAGAGAGCCGCAAGGAGAUUCUGGCAUGGCUGGGCCCUGAACCAAUUGAAUAAACGUUCCAUGAAAUGGUUCUGAAGUGUGGAUCAAUCAAUGAGGGGGCUAUCAAUCUGAGGGCAAAUUAAAACAAUUGAGAAAAACAACUAGAGGAAAACAGUAGAAGAAGUAGAGUAGGCAUGCAGGGGUGCAUCUUUGAUGGUAUGGAGGAGUGUACUGUAUAUCCGAGUUUCUGCUGUUGAGGAAAAGAUCUGGUUUAUUAAUUAUGCUUUGCUUGCAGGAACAAAGCAUGAACAAUGGCAUUGCAGACACAUGCACACUCACACACAGGCAUGCAUACACAUGUGCACGUUCAUAUUGAUCCCUCCUCACAGUCAAAUCUGUUUACUGCUGUUGUCUAAACCUGCUGUACAGUCAUCAAUCAUUUGCAUACACCACCUCCACACAUGGAGCCAGCUUUACUCCUUCUUUCCCAUCUUUCAUCCCAUCUCAUACUUUUCCAAUUUUGCCAUUUUUCCUUUAAGGUUUCAUUUUUUUUAAUCUGACAUAUAAGUAAACAUUCCUGUGUCCUCCUCGGAGCUCACAGACGGGAUGACUGCCACUCUUUUCCGCCACAUCUCCUUUGUUCCUCUACAGAUAAACAAUUUCUUCUCCAUCUGUCUGUCACAGAAGCGCGCUCGCGUGCUGCAACUCCCCGAUGCGAGGCGGCGCACGGACUCAUGGCACACACAUACACACACGCCCGCGCACAAAUUCACGCACACACACCCCUCGGUCUCGCGGAUCGAUGGGGAUCGAUCGGGUGGGGAAGGGAGCCCUGAUUACUGGACCACGUGUUCGGGAGAAAACCGCGGAAAAUCGAUCAUUGCAGCUUUUUAGGGCAGCAGAACAGAACAGACUCCCUCCAGUCUCCACAGCGCGAGCCGAGAGCCUACUGACGGUGCAGCCAGGCACGAGAGAGCGUUUCUUUGUCAGCAUUUCACAACACGCCCCUCCAGUUCAACCAGACCCUCAGACUCUGAAAACUAUUUCUCCACCAUAACAACAUAAAUACUACAGAGUUCUAGCUGUUCACACCGUCCUGCAACAAUAUAGUGAUAUUGAGUCCCUGCGCUCACACUGAAUUAACACACUGGGGGUUUGUGUGUUGCAGCCCAUUAUCCAUAAACUGUACAGCCCACUUUACAUUACUGAUGACCGCAUUUAAAUCCCUCUUUGAGUUUCCAGAUUGAUCGCCUAUCCUCCAGGUUACCACUGGUUUCACUUCAUUUCACCUCACUUUGAAAAUCUACUCGAAAGAAGUCGAAAUUUGUUUGAAAUGAGAUUUCAUCCCAGAAAGUACAAUAAGGCUACUAAAUGUUAAUGUCUUGUUCAAUAGCAUUAAAAAACUAUCCUGUGUGCAGUCUUUAAACAGAGUUUAACACCUGGUUAUUGAUACUUUUUACAGGCUAUACACCAAGAAUAAUAUUUUGCAUGCUCAAGUCUUGUUUUAAAUACAACUGGAUGAAAGAGCCUCUACUGAUAUUGAUCAAAAGCGGAAAUUAUCCUUGGGCCAUGGAGCCACAUACUGCUGUGCAACUUCGUUUGCCUGAAACCAAGCAGCAUAAUUAAAAUUUACCCAAGUAAAGGAUUUGAAAGAAGAGUAAUAAAGGAUGUAACAACAUUAAACAAGCAUAAGGAAAUGCGAAGGUGCAUCCCGAUAGGUGGCCAGGGCCCAUCUGACGAUCUGAUUGACCCCUCAGGUGCUGCCCAGAAAUCCUUUACUAUGGUUGGCUGUUUGUCCGGCUGAAAACAGGGCUUAUGAGAAAUCAAAUUUUUUAGCUGUAGCAUUUUACUUUGUAUUUAAAUGUCACAGAAUUUCUCUGAGUCAGGUGCAUAAAAGAGAAAAAAUAGAAACACCAUAACAUUACUAAUGUGUGUAUUUUUGUCGGACAGGGAGCAGGAGUUUUCUUACAACUUGUAUAGAGCUUUAUAUCCUUUUUUGCCCCUGAUUCUUUAAAGAAUCAAACUAAAAGUAUUAUACUGUAUGUUACCACACUAAUGUGUUAUUGUUUACAAGUUAGAAUAGAACACAUAAUGUGUGCAUACUUUGAAUCUAAGAGGUUUCCAUGGAAAUGUUAGGUGGAAACAGAAGGAGCAAAGGAAUCUUGUUCUUUUCCCCGUAUGCUCACACACUUUAUUCUACCUCUGCAAAAGUCAGCGCCUCGGUUGGGCUACCCCUGGAUGUGCCUCUAAUACAGAGCGAACCAAACACAGAAUGGAACACCGCAGUCCCCUGAUAGCAAGAGGAAAUACUGCUGAAGGAGAACCAAGUUAAAAACACGAGUGGUCGACCGAUAUCAGUUUUUCAAUAGCUGAUUCCCAUACUAAUAAUGAGAGAGCAGGUUAGCUGAUAUACAAUGCUGAUAUGGCUGUUCUUUUGCAUUUGACAAAUACAAUAAUAUCAUAUCUGCUAGCUUAAAAAAAAAAAUAAUAAUUGCUGAACCUUAAGUGAAUAUUUUACGACAUAAAUGUAGACACAUUAGUCUGUUAAAAAUGUCAUAUUAGGGAAUUUUAACAGUUUAUAUAAACUAGUAAAAUCAACCAUACGAAUCAAAACAAUAGGGCAAUGACAGGGCAGUGAGAGUCUUCUGGUGCUGUGGACUUAACGCACUGAGACUAACUUAGGCUUUCAAAGUUGAAAGUGAGUCUAAGGAACAUUUAAAUUUGAUGCUUUUUACUCACCAGAGUAGAUUCUUUCCAUUGUGGCUUUUGUUUUUUUCUUUCUUCUUUCCCAUCCUUCCCAUUAUAGACUGGUUGCCUUCCUGUAACAUAUUGUUUUGUGGUAACAUGUUUGUUUCUACCUGUAUGAGUCAGUCAUGAUGAAAACAAAAAUAACAAGCUUAACACAUUCAACUAAUGUAUUCUUGUCACAUUUCCAUUAUUAGUUUAUUUCCAAUCAACACCUCUGUGCUGUAUGCUGAGAAAACUUAUCCGACUGUCGAGUAUUCAAAUGGCAAUGAAACUCUUUUUGUUCUAUUCUCUCUCCUCCCCUCUUUUUGCAGCAUGUAAGCGGAAGGAGGAGGACCGAGGACGAGAGCGUAACCAGGUGCCAAAGAAGCAGCGACUGGUCUUCACAGACCUGCAGCGUCGUACCUUGGUAGCCAUCUUUAGAGAGAACCGUCGGCCCUCCAAAGAGAUGCAAGUCACUAUCUCACAGCAGCUGGGCCUGGAGCUCUCCACCGUCUCCAACUUCUUCAUGAACUCACGCCGCCGCUGUCCGGACCGCUGGGACACAGAGGAGCACGGUCAUGGGCUUCACAGCCACGGCCACACUCCUCACGGGAACAGCAGCAACAAUAACGCCUCAUCCAUCCAACCUGGUACCUCCUCUGCUACCACUUUCUCCAAGGCCUGAUGGGGCAGGGCAGACUGUUGAACACAUGCAUGGAGGAUGGAGGGGUGGGGUGUUUUUCUUUAGCAGGAGGCUCUAAUUCCAGUCCUGCACAGCUACAGGGUGUGUAGCUUUAAACCAGUCAUCUGAUUCCUCUGCUCAAAAUGCUGAUAAUAUGUGCAGAUGAAUCAGAUCCUCUCAAUGCUCCAUGUUUCACUUUUUAAUUUGAAUGUAACUCAAGGGGGUUCAAAUGCAUUUCAAACUAUGACUUUGUAAACCAAAGAUUCAGUAGCUUGACGUGAGUCACACUCAAUCACAUGUGGCUUUUAGUGAAUCCACCUGAAAACCAAAGACACCCUGAAUCACACUGUGGGUCAACGUUAAAGCCUUGAGAAGGAUGUAAACAUGCCAAAGAAUCACUCAUGACAUGGAACCAUUAGCUGUAGGACAGGAAACCUUGAGCUGCCACAUGUCGGUCAUCAGAAAUCAGACAGCAGGUGUGUGUACUGGGCUGUGAUUUAACCACUCCUCAUUUCAGUAAGACUGAUUGAGAGGUGCGUUCAUGUGUCAAGUAUCUGUUGACCCGCUAACCACAUACCACACUGCGGCUCUGCAUCACUGCAUGUCUGUGCCAUGCGUGUGCAUGUGUGUACCGUUCACAUGCUGUGUGUGGGCUGUAAUUCCUCUGCAGUGAUUACGCCUGCUCCCUUCAAGACUUACAACGCCACCUGCUGUUCAUUCAAAUCAAAUCUGAACAUGCUGUAGUGUGGUUUUCAUCAAGGAUAUACAUCCCGAUACUCUGUUUAAGCAUUAGUGUAGCCCUGCGAAUACCUAAGUGAGGCAAAAUGACAGAACUCAACAAACACUUUGAUACAUAUUUGAAUGUCAGUUUCUUAAGACUGUCAAGUGUGAGGCAACAUGGCCGUAGAUUGUGUAGAGAGGUUACUUUCAGGUUCAAAAAGGAGAACAAUCAAGGGAUGACACUCCCAAUGUUAAAAGCAGUUUCCCCGGUGGAGGGAGUGGGGGAGGGGGGGUCUGCUCUGUUCUAGUGGCCAAAUGCAGAGGUUAAAUGUCACAAUAUAGGAUCCUGAGUGCCAAUGAUGUUUGCCUCUUUAUGAUAAUCAGAGAACAGGUGCAGCUCACUCCAACGCCAUGCGCCCCUCGCCGUGUACAACCUGUGUUGUUACGACCCCAGGCGCAUCGCCUACUCCAUACCUCAGAAACACAUUGAUGUGAUCUACAUGAAACACAAUGAAAAUAACUGUAAAUAAUAUUUAAUUUUCUCUCUGUCUUAUCUAUCCUCUUUUUAUCUAUCUCUUGCUACUCCCCCUGUUGUGUCUUUCUUUCUUUCCCCCCUCCUUAACUAUUGAUGCGGGUAAUAAUAGUACCAUAGACACAUGGUUUCUCUCUCGUGACUAUUGUGCUAUGUUGUGCUGAAACUAUAUGUAAAGAAGCACCUUGUGGACAAAAUGUAAAAAACUUCAAGAUGAAAAAAUGUUAUCAUGUCAUGAACUGAUCCUAUGCACAGACAGAAAGGGAAGUGACAAACUGUGCAUAUUUGUGAAUACGGCUGUGAUGGGAUGGACAGACCUCUUCCAAAAUGGAUCUCUGAGAUUUGAGUGCUUUGAACGGGACUGUCACUGCAUUCCUCUGCUGAUGGUGAUUUCUGGUUACCAUGAGAACCGCCUCAUUUAAUUUUGUGUAUUUAAGAUUUUUUUUUUUUUAAUGUGUGGGCAAAGCCACUUGUUGUGUAGCAUCUUCUAGCGGGAGAUAAUCAUAUUAGAGAGGAGACGCAGACAGGAGGGUGCAGCAGGGGAGGUGGGAGCCUCAGAGGUCCAUCGUGAGAAAACAUUUAAGUGACAUUCCUCCGUGUUUGGGUUGUGGCCAUUUUGAAGUGCACUAUAACAGGCUCCCUAUUGGAGGUGUCAUUUAAGACUUAGUGCAGAUGUUUAAAAAAAUCAAAAGCAGAGGUUUAGUGAUGGGAACAGACGUGCGUGUGUGUGUGGCUACCUCACAGAAUAGAGAGGACUGCGACACAGCCAUCAAUACCAAAGAUACUUCAAGCCUGCCCUGUUCACACUGGACCUGGAAUGUGCACACUGGCCAAACCAACUCACACGCACACACACUCACACACACACACACGCACACACACACACACGCAGACAUUUAAGUAUUCAUCUAAGUCUGCAUACAUACCUCCACAGAGCAGUCAUGCUGCAUUGCGAACACAUAAGUGUUUGUUAUGUGGAAAAGAGUUGAGUGCCUUUUUCCUUCAACCAGGGGAUGGACUGCUCUGCACACAAACACACACCCCAACACACACAAACACAAACACACAGUGUCGAAAUGAAUGGGAAGCGAAACAGGAGGGGACCACAAACAUUACAAGACCUUUUUGUUUAAAAUCAGAGAGCACCUUUUUCACACAAUGAGGGACAAAAAUUGUUUAUGACCAUCAUGUUUUCUUUGUUGCAUAUGUUUUUACGCAAUACACACACUCACACACACUCCCACCAGAGAUAUUUUUGUGUAAUUUAUAAUCAGAGUGUAUGUGUUUGUGUGUAUCUGACUGUUUACAAAGCUCUCUGACCCGGCGCCAUCAUUGGCUCUCAUCCAAAUUAAUUUCCCGUCAUUAUAUGAAUUAAGAUGACGCUCCAAAAGAGACAUGACCCCCAGCCAGUGAACCCCCCGUCCCAUCUAAACCCUCUCUGCUGGUCCCUCCGUCCAGGGUAGCAUCACGACAAGGCAGGCAUGUGUAGACAAUUCAUCUUGAUAUACCUCAAAUCUUUAUUGUUAAGGUUAAUGUAGUAAAACAAUAAUGACAAUGUCUAGCAAUGAGAGUGACAUUAAAAGUCACGGCAAAAUGAUUGUUCCAUUUUUUUCAUUUCUUUAAGGGAGCACGUGCAGUAUGAGUCGUCUUAUGGCUUUACAUCUUUUGAUUUGGUUAACUUAUUAUUAGUAGGUGUGCACGUAGUCCUUUUUGGAGCUUUUUAAAAUUCUGAGUAAUGUAUGAAGAAAUAGAGAAUAAGACGUAGGAAAGGUCAUAUGAAAAAAUUCGAAAUUAAAGGAGGAAGAAAUCAGUAUAGAAGGAUAAAAAAUAUACACAGAAUUCAAAUAAUUGAUAAUUGAAAAAAAUGACGCAGUAAGGACACUCAUUCAUGUUUUAUAUCAUUUUCUGGCUUGAUUUUUGUUCGAAGAUUGUCUCAUAUGUGUGUUAAAAUGAUUCCCAUAUUAAAAAAGUAAGAGUACCAACCAAAGCACCGCUGUCAUUACGGUUGGGAUGAGCGAUUCUUUUAUGCAUGGAUACUAUAUAAGUGUAUAUUAAACUGCAGGAUGAAUUGUACCUCUACAGGUGGAAAAGAGGGAGAGAAACAGGGAAAACAACUGGGUUUUGGUUUCAGAGUAAUCUUCAUUUUCCUUUCACUUUGUGCGUUUUAUGUGCUGUUUGUGUAUUUGUAUAAAAUCUGUGUAUUUAUAUCUGUUUCCUCACAUUCUUCCCUUCUGUUGUAACCCUCCCUUUGUGUAGAAAUAACCCCUGCACUUUCACGUCUGUAUCUUUCCUUUGUCUUACCACACAGUGAGAGUAUGUGAGUUUCCCUGUUUUGUUCUUGUAUUUCAGCUCAUUUGUGUUUAAUCCAGAGUUCGAUCAGUCUGAGUGUUUGUCUGUUUUAUGAGCUAGCUGAGGAAAAAAAACAGAUAGACAGUCGGGCUGCUGAAAUACGGUGUCUCCCAGUGCAUCAAAAUGCCGUCAUUUUCUUUUUCUUUAAGACAGACCUCAGCGCUCUGGAAACUCCAGUGUCGAUGUUCUCUCCCUCUUCCCUUACCAAUCAAUCAAUCAGAACCAAGUGUCUUUGUGAUGGUAGAAGACAAUCAAUUUCAAAUAGAGCAGAGACAAAAAAGGAGGGAGAGAGGGAGAGAGUGAUGGAGGAGGGCAGAUAUUCUGACUGGACAUCAGAGAUGGGGGGAGAGGAGGAAGGAUGGCUCUCAGAGGGUAGUGUGUGUGUGUGUGUGUUCACCUUUAACCUCUGCUGAGUGACCUUUACGGUGUAGGCCGGGGCACCCAGGACCCUCCCUUGGGCUACAAUGGGAACAGUGGUUGAUGGUGGGGGAGAUCGGACUUGUUAAGUGGACACCCAAUCGAAGAUGAUCAAAUGCCUGCACAUAUAUGCACAGUACACAUGCACAAACACACACACGCACACACACAGGCGACCCCCAGAGAGCCUUUCUUCUGAUCGUCAUCUCCAAGCAUCUCGGUGAGUCUGUCAGUCAUGAUGGUCUGCCUUCAGCCUGUGGAGGGAAAGUCAAGUAAUAACUGGAACAAAUACUACAUCAAGAGAAAACCAGUAUGGGUAAAUUGUGUUUGACUAAAACAAAUAAAGAAACAAGC